CAAACAUUUCCUGUUUCUCUUCUAAGACAAAUAAGUAAUUAAACAGGAAAAAUGCUUGAAAAGAGGAGGGGAAAGUUGCUUUUUCUGCUCCUUUUCGUUUUCUGAACGCAAUGAAGACAAAGCGGAAGGCCAGGCUUUCCUUAAAAUAGAUCCUGCAGGGAAGCAGAUCCACCUGCCACCGGGAAUUUUCCUCCAACCAGGCUUUGUUUCCGCCCCCUACAGGAGGGAGAGGGAACUGAGUUUGUGCUGCCUAAAAGAAUUGAGAUUUUGCUGCUGAAGAGAGGAGCCGCGUCCAUUGCAGCUUGCAGCUAAGACCUGAAGGACAAAGAUGCUACAGAGCACCAGAAGUGUCAACCACACCUGGAAGCCAAGCAUGGCCCUGGCCGAGGACGCCCUCGAGAUUCCAGCCCUGGGCCGCCCCUUCCAGCUGGGGAUGCUUUACGACUGCCGCAAGGAUAUGCUCAUCCCAGGGUUCACUCUUUGGGAUGACAGCUCUCUUCAGAAGGACCUGAAUGUCAACCUUCAGCCCAAGACAGAAUCAGAAAUCAUUGCUUCCGACAGCCUUGAUGACAAGGCCUCCGCCCUGGACAUCUCAGCCUCCCUCAAGGCCAGUUUCCUGGGAGGGCUGGUUGAAGUGGGGGGGUCAGCCAAGUAUCUUCAGGACACCAAGAAGUCCAAACAACAGGCCAGAGUCACCCUUCAGUACAAAACCAUCACCAGGUGUGAACAGCUGACAAUGAACCACUUAGAAAGGCAGAAUGUCUCCUACCCAGCCGUCUUUGAGCAGGGCACAGCCACCCACGUGGUCACCGCCAUCCUCUAUGGAGCCCAGGCCUUCUUUGUCUUUGACCGAGAAGUUUCUUCAACAGAGAUGGUAAAUAAUAUAGAAGGGACCCUCCAGGCUACACUCACGAAGGAAAUAUCUAUCGGAGGAGAAGCAGAGGUCAAACUGACUGAGGAGGAGAAAGAAAAUGCUCUGAAGUUCAGGUGCAAAUUCCAUGGAGACUUUUCUUUGGAGAGAAAUCCAGUCACUUUCCAAGAUGCCAUCAAAGUUUAUGAAACUCUCCCAAAAAUGUUAGGGGAACAUGUGGAGAAGGCUGUGCCUGUGUGGAGGGGAACCUGGAGGAAGACAAGCUGGAGCUGGAGCAGGAGCAGCUAA
Messenger RNA from Ahaetulla prasina, 1159 nucleotides. RefSeq names its product cytolytic toxin-beta-like. The transcript is spliced from 4 exons. The record is from RefSeq and is a predicted model, not a curated record. NCBI's taxonomy places the organism in Eukaryota, Metazoa, Chordata, Lepidosauria, Squamata, Colubridae. The coding region runs from base 329 to 1159 and encodes 276 amino acids.